AUGCACUUCACUCCAAAGAGAAACACCUGUACUUACCGUAACACACAAGUUGCCAUCGGCAGUCCUCGCAUCCGUUGUGUCUCAGCAAAGAAGAUAGAAGACAAUGACGAGGAUGGAGAUGAAAAUGGAAACCGUUUAUUUAAAGCGCAUUCCAGAACUCUGAAGGAAACUAUGAGACAGGUGCGUGGCCGUCUGGCAGCUCUGAAAACUGUGGAGAGUGAAGAGUUAACCCUGCCAGGGGGCCUUUGGAAGGUUUCCCCUACUAGAGAUAAUCCCAUCUCCAGGAGAUCUCCUGUUCUGCUUCAACCACAUACAGAGAAACCACAGUCCCUUCUGAGGGGAUAUCAUGACCUGCCAGCAGAGCUGCUUGUUCCAGAGCCUGAGGGGCAGUCAGAGGACAGAAUUGGAUCUGGGAAGCCAAUAUGUAAUCGUCUAAUGAAGGCAUCUUAUCCCGCUGGUCCAGUGCCAGCAUUUAACACAGAUUACCGAGCUGCUCUUGUACUUCGUCCAGGAGCUGAUGAAGAGGAAGACCGAAAACAAAGAAAAAGCCAGUUCUUGAUGUACAGACGGCUUUUCAUGGACAUUGAGCGAGAACAAGUGAAGGAAACGCAAAGACAGAAGGAGCACAACAGGAAAAUAUCGAAAAUGAAAAAAGAGCGAGAGACUGAGCGCCAUAUAGAGGAGGAGAGGCUUCGCACUACAGCUCAGCCCAGCCUGGAAAAUCAAACCUUUCAGGUGGAAUUAAUGAAGGAGCAAGAGAGGAACUUGGAGCACCGAGAGAGGGCACAGAAAACAAGAGAGUAUAACCGCUACGUUGAAGCUCUGCGGGCUCAGAUGAAGGACAAGAUGCUGCUGCAUAAUGUUGAAUUACCACCGUUGUGUUGCUGCGGCUCAGAUUUCUGGGACGCUCAUCCAGACACAUGUGCCAAUAACUGCAUUUUCUACAAGAAUCCUAAAGCGUACACCCGAGCUUUACAGUCAGUGCUGUUGUCACGUGACACGUGGGAAGGGGGCUCGAGCUCCAGAUUCGGAUUUGGUCGGCCUUGA
Staurois parvus is the source of this 1047-nucleotide messenger RNA. The record is from the annotation of a GenBank genome assembly. NCBI's taxonomy places the organism in Eukaryota, Metazoa, Chordata, Amphibia, Anura, Ranidae.